This is a messenger RNA of Dreissena polymorpha, 855 nucleotides long. RefSeq names its product short stature homeobox protein 2-like. NCBI's taxonomy places the organism in Eukaryota, Metazoa, Mollusca, Bivalvia, Myida, Dreissenidae. Gene Ontology annotation, biological process: regulation of transcription by RNA polymerase II. Gene Ontology annotation, molecular function: DNA-binding transcription factor activity, RNA polymerase II-specific; sequence-specific double-stranded DNA binding. Bases 1 to 855 code for a protein of 284 amino acids. Gene Ontology annotation, cellular component: nucleus. The record is from RefSeq and is a predicted model, not a curated record. The transcript is spliced from 4 exons.
AUGGAAGGAUUAACACAAUUUGUUUCAAAAUCAUUUGAAAACAAAACCAAAGUGGAAGUUUGCGAUAACACAUCAGAGACUGUAUGGACUGCGCAUGCUGCGUCAAGGGACAGGCCGAGUUCAAGCCCCAGUUCCCACAUUGACGCUGAAACAAGCAUUGACUGCGACGUAACAGUUGACGACGAACCCACGGAUUUGAGCGUAUCGAAAAUUGACGUCUGUUCCAGUCGUGCUGUUACUCCAGAAGAGUCCAUUGAACCAGACGAAUCCGGUGAUGACUCGAAAGUGGCUUGUUCGGAUAACGAAAACGAUGACCAACCGAAGUUGAAACAACGGCGUAGUCGCACCAACUUCACCCUUGAGCAACUAAAUGAACUUGAGCGGUUAUUCGACGAGACCCAUUAUCCGGAUGCCUUCAUGAGGGAAGAACUGAGCCAGCGACUGGGGCUUUCAGAGGCCAGGGUUCAGGUCUGGUUUCAAAAUCGCCGUGCAAAAUGCCGAAAGCAAGAAAGCCAAAUGCAGAAAGCCGGCAUAAUGCUUACCAGCUCAGGCAAUAUGCCCCAGCUGGACGCUUGCCGAGUUUCGCCCUUCCUCAACAUGUCGACCAUCCGCCAGCCGCUCGACCGCCUGCAUUUCCCGCCAUUCCUACCCUACUUCCCGCUUACAUCCGCUUCCGGUCUGCCGCCGCCGCUGCACCCGAUGUUGCUUUAUCACCAUCACUACGCGGCUGCGGCGCUCAAUUACGCAUCACUUCCGGUGGAGAGCGGCUUCAAGGCGACGAAGACGACAAGCAUAGCGGAUCUGCGUCUGAAGGCUCGCCAGCAUCUGGCCUCACUUGGCCUCUCAAAUAUUUAG